AUGUAAGAGGAUGAUGUAAAAAUUAUGAAAAACGCACCGAGAGGGCGUGGUUCCACCACCUUUCGCAUCACAUAUACCAGUUACAAAUAGAAUCAUUCUGGGCAAUUGUACGACACAGCGCAGAAUCGCUAUAGUACAGCAUAAGAUGGCGUCAAUGUCGACUCGGAACGUUGUUAUCUUUGGAGAAACAGGAGCAGGCAAAAGCUCUGUCAUCAACCUGAUGGCUGGCCAAGAGAUUGCGCACAUAUCGCCCGACUCUCACCGUUGUACUCUGCAUUGGACAGAGUACCAAAUAACCUUCGAAAAUGGGACUCGAUACAAGGUGUUUGAUACGGUCGGCCUCGAAGAGCCUCGUCUACAAACCGGAGAGUACCUCUCCGCAAUUUCAAAUGCACAUGGCCUCAUCAACACUUUGAAAGAACGUGGAGGUGUCAAUCUCUUGCUCUUCUGUAUACGUGGAGGUAGAGUCUCGGCAACCAUGCAGAACAACUAUCGGUUGUUCUUCGAAUUUCUCUGCGAGGAAAAAGUCCCACUCGCACUAGUCGUCACAAACCUCGAAAGAGAGGCAACGAUGGAAGACUGGUACAUGCGGAAUGUGAGCUCCUUGGAGAAGUAUAACAUCAGGUCCGCGGGACACGCGUGCAUAACUGCGGCGAAUUUACUGGACGGGAGGCAUAAAGACAAGUAUGAGGAGUCGCGUGGAAUAGUCCGUAGAGUGGUUGAGGCCCAUUGCAAUGCAUCCAUGGAAGGGUGGACCGGUGGUCAAGGAUGGCUUGCAUCGUUCAUUACCAAGCUUGUGGAAUUUGUCGUUGGACGUCCCAAAAAGACGGAUGUCGUUGGGAUUCUCUCAAAACGAUGUGGAAUGGCCAAGGAGGUGGCCCUGCAGGUAGCGCAGCACAUUAAAUCCGAAAAUCCGAGUCAGUCGUAGAAUAAUCUCAGACUUGUCAUCGACACUAGUAUCGGGUACAUACUACUACUACUGUGAUGUACGUGUAGCAUUCCCUCGCACGUAGUAGUACAACAAC
This is a messenger RNA of Suillus bovinus, 1025 nucleotides long. RefSeq lists its product as uncharacterized. Gene Ontology annotation, molecular function: GTP binding. The record is from RefSeq and is a predicted model, not a curated record. The coding region runs from base 146 to 928 and encodes 260 amino acids. Lineage: Eukaryota; Fungi; Basidiomycota; Agaricomycetes; Boletales; Suillaceae. The transcript is spliced from 2 exons.